Paramuricea clavata is the source of this 1006-nucleotide messenger RNA. The record is from the annotation of a GenBank genome assembly. NCBI's taxonomy places the organism in Eukaryota, Metazoa, Cnidaria, Anthozoa, Malacalcyonacea, Plexauridae.
AUGGAGAAACUUGGGGUCAUAUCCAAAGUCACUGAGCCAACAGAUUGGGUUUCAAGUCUAGUAGUUGUUGAAAAGCCAGAUGGAAGUAUUCGUAUUUGCCUUGAUCCGAAGGAUCUAAACCAUGCCAUCAAAAGAUCUCAUCUACAACUACCCACCACAGAGGAUAUUAUCUCAAAGAUGACUGGUGCUCGGCAUGUUUCAAAACUUGACGCUAGUUCAGGAUAUUGGCAAACCAAGCUUGAUGAGGAAAGCUCGAAGUUGUUGUCCUUUAACAGCCCGUUUGGACGUUAUAAAUUUAAUAGAUUACCUUUUGGUGUCUCAAAUGCAUUCGAAAUUUUUCAGUUGGAUAUCGCAGAAAUUAUUGAAGGUAUCGAAGGAGCCGCAACCGCUCAAGAUGAUAUCAUAGUUUGGGGCGACACAAAAGAAGUCCACGAUCAACGUCUACACGAGGUGUUGUCUAGAAUUAAAGACUCUGGUCUCAAGCUGAACUGGAAUAAAUGUCAAUUCUGACCCAAGAAAGAUUUCAGCAAUCAUUGACAUGCCUGUUCCUCAGAAUAAAACUGAACUACAGAGAUUUCUUGGGAUGUGUAACUAUUUGGCUAAGUUCAUACCAGAUUUGGCCAGUGUUACUGCACCGUUGCGUUGCUUACUAGAAAAGGACACUCCAUGGCAUUUUGAAGCCGAGCAAGAAAAUGCAGUGAAAAGGCUAAAAGAAAUGGUAACGUCAGCUCCAGUCUUGAAGUAUUUCAAUCCAAAAGAUCCAAUUAAAGUCACGUCGGAUUCGUCAAAGUUUGGUCUUGGAGCUGUUCUUGAGCAACAAGAGGAGGGUACGUGGAAACCUGUUGCUUUUGCCUCUCGUUUAUUGACUCAGUCUGAGCAAAACUACGCUCAGAUUGAAAAGGAGACUCUCAGUGUUGUAUUUGCUUGUGAGAAAUUUAAGGAAUAUCCAUAUGGACAAAAACGUUGUUGUUGAGCAAUUUAUUCGAAGCCACUUAUUAAGGCGCCG